AAAAUUUGUCAUCUGUGUUUGUAAAGUUGUGAAGAACCUACCCUUUUUGUUUUGGUUUAAAAAUCAUGAAUGGAUAUAAUUUUGAUUCCAAAAUAAAAAGAAAUUUGUUGUAAAAUGGCUGACUUUGCGAAUGCCACAGAGGCGGCAUCCUUAGCUGUUUCUUUCGAUCAAGCAGGAGAAGUAGAAAAAGCGGUAGAAUGUUACCGAACGGCUGCAAGACUUCUCGACAGGGUUUGCAGUCACGUAUCGCCGGAAAAACAAGUAGAUCUCCGGGAGAAGGUGAAGGAGUAUAUGAAAAGGGCCACCUUCUUGGAGGAACAAAAAGAUAGAGCCCAACAAGAAGAAAGCGAAAGGGUGUUGCAAAAAUGCUACUUCCUCAUGCAACAAGCGCUUGAUGCAGAUGAGGAGAAUCUGAAAGACUUGGCGCUGCAGCUUUACACCCAGGCAGUGGAAUUAGCUGUUAGUGUUAAAUUCAAUGAACCAGAGAUCAGUUCAAGGAUAAAAGGUUUAGCAGUACAGGCUUUAGACAGAGCAGAGGAAAUAAAGGGCAUUAAAAAAUUGGACAUAUUAUCCAUUAGAGACCCUCAACAACCUGCAAUGUCUCCAAACAGGGCCCAACUGCAAAGAGAACAGAGUGUUCACUUAAAAGUGACCGGCAAACAAGUGUACACACAAGAGGAAAAAGAAGUCUUACGUAUGACCUCCAAUAUAAACAACAAUUGUUUCUUACCGUUCAUGGACAUUGAUCUAUCGGAGAAGUUCCAGUACGCUCUGCCCUUUGAAGACAGGGCCAGUGAACUGAAGUUAUCUUCGAAACAGGCAGCAGAGUUUGAUGGUUGGAUUCGACCACACGAAGUGUCCAGUGACCCUAAAAUGAUUGUCGGAGAUCAUGUCGACUGCUUCAGUAUAAAACAGACUAUUGUAUCAGACUGCUCAUUUGUAGCUUCGCUGGCAGUGAGCGCAUUGUACGAGAGACGGUUCAACAAGAAGAUAAUCACCUCCAUCAUAUACCCCAAGAACAAAAACAAGCAGCCCGUGUACAAUCCCUUUGGCAAAUAUAUGGUGAAGUUACACCUCAAUGGUGUUAGACGAAAGAUAAUAAUCGACGAUCGACUCCCCUAUAGCAAACACGGAAGACUGCUGUGCUCCUACUCGAGCAAUAAGAAUGAGUUCUGGGUGUCGCUGUUGGAGAAGGCGUACAUGAAAGUGAUGGGAGGUUACGACUUCCCUGGCUCUAACAGUAACAUAGAUUUGCACGCACUAACGGGUUGGAUACCGGAGCGGUGCGCCAUACGUGACGGCGAGGCGGAUUUCAACGGAGACGCUCUGUACGAGACGAUACGCAGUCGCUUGGAGCGAGGCGAGGUGCUGGCUACCGUGGCCACGGGACCGUUGAGCGACGCGGACGCCGAGCGCACGGGGCUCGUGGCCACGCAUGCGUACGCUGUGUUGGAUGUGCGACUUGUCAAUGGAGUGAAGCUGCUGAAGCUCAAGAACCCCUGGUCCCACCUGCGCUGGCGCGGGAACUACAGCGAGCUGGACACGGUGCACUGGACGUCGAGUCUCCGCGGGCAGCUGAACUACGACCCCGACAGCGCGGCGCAGUACGACAAUGGGGUCUUUUGGAUCGACUACGCGAGCAUUCUCAAGUUCUUCGACGUGUUCUACUUGAACUGGAACCCGGAGCUGUUCAAGAAUACUUACUGCAUUCAUCAGAAAUGGGACGCCGGCAACGGCCCCGUCAAGGACGCGUACAACAUCGGCGAGAACCCGCAGUUCACUCUGCACGUGCAGGGGAAAGGCGCCGUGUGGCUGUUGUUGACGAGACACAUCACUCAGAUAGACGACUUCCGCGACAACAAGGAGUACAUCACCCUACUCGUCUACAAGAACGGACGCAGGAUAUACUACCCCUACGACCCGCCGCCUUUCAUCGACGGCAUCCGCAUAAACAGCCCGCACUACCUGUGCAAGCUGAUCGUGGGCGACUCCAGCGCCGACCGCUACACGCUGGUCGUGUCGCAAUACGAGAAGAGCCGCACCAUCUUCUACACCCUGCGCGCGUACGCCACGUGCCCCUUCUCCAUGGCCAAGAUCGACCCCUACCCGUACACUAGAACGAUAAAAGGCGAAUGGUCGGGCCCAACGGCGGGCGGUUGCGAGAACCAUCGCCAAACGUACCCCAACAACCCGAAGUUCAUAGUGACAGUGCCGGAAUCUCGCAACCCAUGCCACCUGGUUGCGCAACUCAAGGGGCCCAAGCAGUACCAGAUGGGAGUCGACGCUAGGGUUGAAUCCCUCGACGAUCCCAGUGUCACUGCACCUUUCCUCAGAGAAUCUUCCGGAGCUUAUAGAUCGGGCUUUGUAGUUCUAGAACUACGCAAUCUGCCCGCAGGUAAGUACAUAUUGACUCCGUCCACGUUCUAUCCGGCUCAGGAAGGUCCAUUCUUCUUGGAGCUCAAGUCCACUUGCGAGAUCACAUGCGAGCCCCGCAGCUAGGUGCGGGCUGGCAGGAGAAAGGUGGACACUUGUCAUCUGAGGAACUGCAACUAGUCUUGUAGGCCAAGAGAUCAACUAACUAUGUACAACUUGGGGCCGUUCUUAAAUUAUGUCAUUAUGUUGUAAUAAUGGGAAUGAAUAAAGCAGGAUAAUAUAGUAUGUUUGUGGUUAUAGUCACAAAUAAUGCAUACAUCGUUUCGUAUAAAUAUAGAUUACUGACGCCGCGCGGUUAUACCCGCGUGGUUCCCGUUACUGUAGGAAUACGGCGAUAAUAUAUAUUAGCCUAUAGCCUUCCUCGAUAAAUGGGCUAUCUAAUACUGAAAGAAUUUUUCAAAUCGGAUCAGUAGUUCCUGAGAUAAGCGCGUUCAAUCAAUCAAACAAACAAACAAACUCUUUAGCUUUAUAAUAUUAGUAUAGAUGAUAUACCGAAAAAUAACAAGUUAAAUUGCAAUCAGUAUUUUCAGUUCACAAUAUGACGCCAGAUUAUAAUAUCACGAGUGAGAUUAAAAACUAUUUUACAAUCUAACGGUGACAUAUACAAUCGUCCUAGCAAUUGUCAACGGUAAAUCUGGUGUGACAGAAAGAUAAAUUGUCGACCAAUAGCGGCGAAAUUGAACAUAUCGCUCUCUCUUUCAUCCUUAUGACGAAGAAGAUGGCGAUAUGUAAUGAUCAACGUAGAUAAUUAUCUCACUCUAGGCUUUCAAGGAAGGUGAGAGAGGAAGAAUCCUACUAAUAUUUUAAACGCGAAAGUUUGUAUGAAUGUGUGUUACUUUGUCUUUAACGGCGCAACUACUGAACCGAUUUAGCUGAAAUUUGGAAUGAAAAUAGAUUUUAAUCUGGAUUAACACGCUACUUAUCAUCCCGGAAUAAUCCAUAGUUACCGAGGGAUUUGUAUUGAAAUUUCAGGCGGACGAAGUAGCGGGCGUCCGCUAGUAAAUUAUAAAAUGCUUGCAACACAAUUUAAGAAUGGCCCCUUUAAAAGUUUUAGUGACCUUGUUUAUCGAAAUAUCACAUAAAGAAGACAUAUUUUAUGACGAAUUAUGAUUUAGUAUUUAUUAUUUGAGAACUCCUACCUAAACUUAGUCUAAGAGACGAACACAUUUUUGUAUUUACAAAAUAUUAUUAUUUGAAAAGUCUCAAUGUAUUCAAAAACAUUGUUGAAAUAUCACGUGGCACGUUCUAUUUUAUGUCACGUGGUUUUAAUUAUUAUUUUUGUUUAUUUAAAGACAUCAAUUACAUUAUUAUUAAGAAUUAAUUAUGUUCGGAUAUACGAGGUUAGUUUACACAUACUUUGUUGCUUGCUUAUUUAGCGUUUAAUAUCACUGUAUACCGAACAUUAUGCAUUUAUAUUUUUUUUUGUAACUUUAUAUAAAAAGAUUUUUUGUUAAAUUUUUAUAUUGUGAAAUUAUAAAUAGAAGAAAAUAUAUGUGUACGUUAAAGUGAAUCCAUAUAAUAUUACAAUAAAAUUAUAUAAUUUUAAUUCAGCGCUUAAAUUAAUUCAAAUUCGAAUUUAAACCUCAAUAGUCCAACGGUUAAGAUGUUUCCUGAAAUCUGUAAAGUACAUUAAAUUCAAUUAACGCCUGUUUGCCUAUUUUUAUACAUUCUCGUUUUUCAGUAACAGUUUAGUGCAAAAAAGAUUUUUAUUAUAUAAAAAAUAUUUACUUAAUAUAUUUCCAUCCGUCCAUGUCUCUAAAUCAAUACGUUAUUAUUUGUUUUUUUAAUUAUGUAUGCCUUUUUGAAUAUGGAUUUUUUUAUAGAAGUUUGGGGCAGUAGUAAUUAGAGUUUGGCUAAUGAAAGUAAGGUCUGGAAUCACCCGCCAAAUUUGAAAAAAUAUUUAAACAAAUUAAAAAAACAUGCGUUUUCAUAAUUUGUUUAAAUUAUUUUUUUUGUUUGUGAAUACAUUACUACCCAUAUUAUAAGUAUUAAACUCAGUUAAUCCUAUAUUUGCACUUUAAUUUUGAGAAUUUACUUCGAUAUUUUUUAAUUUGGCGGGCGGGUUCUACUUUAAUUAGCCAAACUAUUAGGUUACUAUAAUACUCAUAGUCUCAAUAGUGGGGAUUGAACCUUAGACCUCAAAAACCUUUUAACUGUCGAACUAUUAAGGUCCAUUUAGUUAAUAUUUAUAUUUACUAUUACGUUUUUAAUAACAUCGCACAAUAUUGUAAACACUGCUUUUUAUAACGUGAAGAUAAUUGUAUUGUAAUGACUAAUCUUUCUCCUGUUUGCUCCUAUACUAGCUCCUGGUCUAUCGCACUGUGAUAUUGAUAUGAUAUUGUAUUUUAAAGAUGUUUUUGACUGACUUUCACUAUCGCUUGAGAUACUUACUCUGUAGCGUAAGUAGCUUCUCGUAGAGUCCUUUUCAUGAUAGAAGUCUCGCAGUUAAAACCUGAACUAAAAUUGACAACGCCUUACACAAAUGACAAUGAGCGACAUUAAUACAUUAGCGCCGCAUCUGGGGGACUUCUUUCAUGAAAAGGACUAUAUCAGCAUAUUUUAAGGAUUUACCUCCUCGUUAUAAAAGAGGCGAUAUGGAAUUUGGACCUACCUGUUACAAUUUGGGUUGGCGGGGCUUAGGGUGAUAAUGACUAACGAUCACUAUUACACGUCAAUAAUAAUUAUGACAAUCUGGCCUAUUCACAGUUCUGGCCUUUAUUAUCAACCUAUUAAAAUAAACAUCAAAUCAAUUGACAAAAUAUCAUCUACCUACUGUGUGACAUCCACCAGACAUCCACCAGUAAGCAACGGAUGACAUUUGUUACAUAGAAUCUCAAUUUCGUAUAUGUCAACUAGCAUACGUCAAAGAUAGUGAUUUAACCUGCUGGUGAGAUUGUAGUCAAGGGCUAACUUGUAAAGAAAGAAUAAAAAGUUACAUAUUACGUAUUCCAUUUCAAAGUAAAACAAUAGAUAUUCGAUAUUAGUUUUUUUUUUUUUUUUUUUACAAGUUAGCCCUUGACUACAAUCUCACCUGAUAGUAAGUGAUGAUGCAGUGUAAGAUGGAAACGGGCUAACUUGUUAGGAGAAGGAUGAAAAUCGACACUCCUUUCGGUUUCUACACGACAUCAUACCGGAACGCUAAAUCGCUUGGCGGUACGUCUUUGCCGGUAGGGUGGUAACUAGCCACGGCCGAAGCCUCCCACCAGCCCACCAGCCACCACCAGUUUUACUUGCUUUUUCCAAUAUUCAAUAAUUCUGAUGCUUUAGUUUAUAUAGCUUAUAGCUUUAGGUAUAAGUGUAUCAGGCGAAAGUGAUGUGACAGUCAUAGGACCGGAGUUCCUUUGACAAGGCAUAUAAUGUCCGAGAGUCGACGAAACUUAACUUUUUUUUCGACUAUUUUAACGCUAAUAUCAAUAAUAGUUAACGCCGUUUCAGCCGAAAGCCUUGUCAGGUUUACACCGGUCUUUAUUGUAAAGAAUUUAUGGUAAAGAAUUUUAUGGAGCGUUAUUAAAUAGUUUUGAUACUA
Molecule: messenger RNA, 5959 nt
Organism: Bicyclus anynana (squinting bush brown)
Lineage: Eukaryota; Metazoa; Arthropoda; Insecta; Lepidoptera; Nymphalidae
Product: calpain-7
Exons: 12
Coding region: 115-2499 (794 amino acids)
Biological process (GO): proteolysis
Molecular function (GO): calcium-dependent cysteine-type endopeptidase activity
Source: RefSeq, a predicted model, not a curated record